AUGGCGGCAGGCCUUCUCGCUGCUGUUGCGAAUGGCCAAUUCACAAACGAAUCAUCGGCUGAUGCUGCGAGUUCGAGCGCAGUCGUGGAGGCAAACAUUUUGGUAGCAGGGACUUAUCCCGAGUCCACACCUUGCGUGGGUCGAGUUACAACAGUAACGAAAACACACACAGAGACAUGUACUGAGACCGUCACAAAAACAAAAACAACAACAAAAGAUUGCCAGCCCGGACAUGGCGGUGGAUAUCCAACGGAUUGCCAGUCAUCAACCGUCAUUUCCUACGUAACAAAGCCAGCAACCACGGUCACUGCAACGAUAACCAUACCAGGGUCAGACGUCACAAAGACAGCCACAACCACAGUCGCUGUUCCAACAACAAUCGAAGAAGUCUCGACGAUUAUCUCGGUAUCCGAGUCGGACAAAACCCUUACGAAGACGCAGACGGAAGUUGACACGACGACCACAACUAGCACUACUAUAGUUACAACGUCAUACCCCUACACUGUGACAGCAACAAACUCCUAUGGACUGUUGUUCCCACAACCGUUCGAACAACAAUCCCAACAACAGUGCGAGAAACCCUUCCACCAUGCGACUGCUACUGGCAUACAACCACAACUACAAAGGUGGUUACAACACAAGUCUUUCCCGUAUAAUGUUACGAUCACCGAUUCUUAUGGAUAUCCGGUGACUACCACGAAGUGGAGUACUACGACAAAGACGAAGACAGAUGUCUCGACAUACUCUGUCACCAAGACCAAAACAGUCCCGACGACGGUCCCAACGACUGUAGUUUCGACAUAUUCUACGACACUUGUUGUAACUACGUCUUACCCCGUCACAGUUACAACAACUCGUAUUAGUGAUCACCUGACAACGAAGACUAUCUACUCUUAUAGGACCUACACUACUGUGUUGACUGUUUUAAAAACCAAAACAAAGCUCCUGACAACAACAAAAACCCGUGUUGUAACGAAAACCUUACCAGGUACAACAAUUACCACGUCCAUUUCCGGGUCAUUGACCACCAUUACUCAGCCAGCGUCGACAAUAACCUCCACGGAGACUGACAUAAUUACAACUACUGAGCCAGGCACCACUGUUGUAGGACCCGGUACAACAGUAGUUGGCCCGGGCGUAACAGUGACUGCUCCGGGGGCAACGGUAACUGCGCCUGGUUCGACGGUGGUUAUUCCUGCUUCUACAAUUACUUCUACUUUCACCACGACCCUCCCUGGAAGCGUUACGACGAUAACUCAAGCUGGCACAACUGUCAUAUCCACAGCUCCUGGAGUUACAAGUAUCGUAACCACGACAGUUACGCUCCCAGCCCAAACAGUUACCAUUCCUGGCAGUGUCACCACUGUCACGGACCAUGUCGUUUGCCCGAGGCCUACGAAUUCGGGUCCAGUGACACCACAAGAUACCGGACCCGACGCCCUCUGGGGAUGCUCACCAGGAUUUGUUUGCAACCCGCCUAAACCGGAUCAUUGUACGGUAUGGGCUGACCCUCCCGACAAAAACUAUCUCUGCGAUGCCAAGUUCUGCGUACCAAGCCCAGACUUUUCCCCUGUUACCUGGCCAGCUGGGAAAACUUCCUACUUCCCUCCAACCGAUGGAUACUUCAAUCUGAAUCCCAACGCUUUUGGACUUGGUUAUGGCAUUUUCUUCAAUGACAGCCCUAAAGAAUGGACCUCGCAAGCGGGCCUUUCGCAUUACCCACCGGCUGCAACCCCGCUUCCCGCAAAGAAACGCGAAGUCCGCGUCCACGCAGCCAAGUUAUCAAAAUUAUCAAAACGUGAUGCCACAGUCUACCCCGCAGUCUGCUAUGCUCAAUGCAAUAACUGCUGGAUCGAAGCCCAAAGAGUUGGCAAACAGCCCGCCCUUUGUGAGAGUAAUUCCGCAUUCAAAUUAGGUUAUGAAUCCUGCCAAGAAUGUGCCGUCGCCAACGGAGAUGAUACGAAGCAGUCGCUUCAAGCUUACGUGGCUCCUCAAUUCGCGCAAUUUAUCGACUUCUGCUCUGCUCGACCGGCGCAAUCCGCGGUGCUCCCUGAAAGCACCAGUACUGCCGUUGUUGUUCCUGUUCCGGUAACACAGAGUGUCGUUGUUGCUACUACAACCGCUCCUACGCCUACGCAGAGUGUCGAGGUUACGAGUCAAGUUGAAGCCAACACUGAUACGGAGCCUGUGGCUAUACCUCCACUCUCUACCCCUCCAGCUACUAAUCCGACCCUCUCUCCUUCCAUCCAGACGCCAUCUCCUUCCAUCCAGGCGCCGUCUCCUUCCAGCCAGAUCACUGUGGAGACACCACCAGCCAACAAAACUACUACUGGCACAGCAUCAACAACAACUCCACCCCUCCAAGUCACAGGCGCCGCUCCACACUUCACCCCAUCGUCCUCAUUCACCCUACUCACCUCCAUCUUCAUCAUUUCCGCUCUAGUCUUCUUCCUAUAA
Venustampulla echinocandica is the source of this 2457-nucleotide messenger RNA. RefSeq lists its product as uncharacterized. The coding region runs from base 1 to 2457 and encodes 818 amino acids. The transcript has 10 exons. NCBI's taxonomy places the organism in Eukaryota, Fungi, Ascomycota, Leotiomycetes, Helotiales, Pleuroascaceae. The record is from RefSeq and is a predicted model, not a curated record.